Aureobasidium pullulans EXF-150 is the source of this 678-nucleotide messenger RNA. RefSeq names its product putative vesicle transport v-SNARE protein Gos1. The record is from RefSeq and is a predicted model, not a curated record. Gene Ontology annotation, biological process: vesicle fusion; endoplasmic reticulum to Golgi vesicle-mediated transport. The transcript is spliced from 3 exons. Bases 1 to 678 code for a protein of 225 amino acids. Gene Ontology annotation, cellular component: Golgi membrane; cis-Golgi network; Golgi medial cisterna. NCBI's taxonomy places the organism in Eukaryota, Fungi, Ascomycota, Dothideomycetes, Dothideales, Saccotheciaceae. Gene Ontology annotation, molecular function: SNAP receptor activity.
AUGACUUCGACAAGCACUGGCAGCUGGGCACAGUUGCGACAACAGGCUCGGUCACUCGAAACUCAGACUGAUGCCUUGUUCCACACCUACUCUCAAUAUGCGUCUAUGAGCAGCAUCCCUGCCAAACCAGAUGAAGACGAACAACGAACUGAAGCUCAGCUACAAGACAUACUCGAGAGGCGCUCAGCCCUCAUCUCCCAACUCUCGCGCCUACUCGACUCUGAACCAACCGCCUCCGCCCUGAAAUCUACAAACUUAGCUCGUCACCGAGAACUUCUACAACAACACCGCAGAGAGCUCGACAGGCUCAAGUCCAACAUUGGCCAUCAACGAGACCGUGCCAACCUUCUCUCCAACGUUCGCAACGACAUCAAUGCCUACCGUGCACAGAACCCCGAGCAAGCAGAGGCAGACUACAUGCUGGACGAGCGCAGUCGCAUAGACAACAGUCACAAUAUGACCGACACGGUCCUCACACAGGCAUAUGCCAUCAACGAGCAAUUCGGCAUCCAAAGAGAGACGCUUACCAGUAUCAACCGUCGCAUUGUGGGAGCCGCUAGCCAAGUUCCUGGAAUCAAUAGCCUGAUCGGCAGGAUAGGUAACAAGAAGCGACGAGACGGCAUCAUCAUGGGCAGCUUCAUCGCAUUCUGCUUCCUAAUAUUCAUGUACUUUUGGUAG